Molecule: messenger RNA, 2840 nt
Organism: Pararge aegeria (speckled wood butterfly)
Lineage: Eukaryota; Metazoa; Arthropoda; Insecta; Lepidoptera; Nymphalidae
Exons: 13
Coding region: 85-2103 (672 amino acids)
Biological process (GO): mRNA stabilization; negative regulation of miRNA-mediated gene silencing
Cellular component (GO): cytoplasm; nucleus
Molecular function (GO): mRNA binding
Source: RefSeq, a predicted model, not a curated record
UUAAGACCUAGACACUGAUAAUAGCAACCAUCGAGAUCUAUACUAGAAACUUCAACAUGAAAUUUUAAGAUCAAUCAAAAUAAAAUGUUGAUUUCAAAGUGGCUUUUUUCAAUCCUCUUUGUAAAAAGUGGAUUCUCGCUACAAAAGCAAACGAAAUCAUUGGAAGAGUUAGAAGUACAUUAUGAAGAUGAAAAAAAUUCUAUGAUUGCAAUGGCAGAAACAGAGGAUAUUAUUUACGAAGAUUUUUAUGAUGAAUUGGACAAUAGAAUAAAAACUGAUAAUUCAAUGGAUAUUAUCUUCUUUGGACCUCCCAGUUCCUUUUUGAGAUUAGAUGCUGAAACAAUAUUACAUUUAUUAUCAACUACUAAAAAGAAUGACAUCCCAAUAUCUAGAGCUAUAUUGGCUUGGGAUAUUGUUACUGAUGGUAAAACUGCUGCAUUUUUACAAGGAAGGGAGCUUUUAGCCUUUGAACGGUUAUUGAAUGUCAUACCUGAAGAAGAUUUGUACUAUGUUGAUUUCGGAGACUCAUCUGUUUUUAAUUACUUUUCAAAACGUUAUGUUCCUCUGCAUAAUAGAAAGUUCGGAAUAUUAGCAGCAGCAUACAGGCGAUAUUAUGGCAAUGAUUGGUAUAAAAGCGCUUCGCAAAUAAAUGAGUUGGGCUAUUUAAUUUGUGGAUUUCCUUCUCACGAUCUACGAAGAAUAGCGCCAGACACAUUCAAGGAGCUCACAUUUGAUGUAUUAAGUAAACUCGAUAGAUGUAAUGUGGAACAAACGAAGACUUUAUAUGACAUUGCUACACACCCGGAUGCAUAUGGAGAACCGUAUAAAUGGUCAUCCCACGAAGUUGGACGUCUAAAUAUUCUAUUUAAUUGUAUACCGAGACAACAAAUCAGUUCUAUACAAUUAGAAGCCAUUACAGCAGUUAGUCCUAAUGUUAUGAAACACAUGAAUCAAAAAAAACUGGAGUUCUUUACUAUGCAACAAAUUAUAAGAAUGAAUCCUAAAACUAGACGUAUAUCGAAAAUGCCUUCUGUUAAGCAUUAUUCAUCAAGUGAAGUGAAUCAGUACGAAUUGUCCGCAAGAUUAUUAUCGCUGACUGAAAAUACUUCGUAUACUUUAACGCAAAUAAAUGGCCAGAGGAUUUAUAAAAAAGCACCGCAUGCUUGGAGUGGCCCGGAGCCAUCGAGGAAUUGUGAGGUGUUCAUCGGGCGUAUUCCACACGACUGCUUCGAGGACACGUUGGUGCCACUGUUCCGGCAGGCGGGGGAGCUGUUCGAGUUUCGUUUGAUGAUCAACUUCUCUGGAUGGAAUCGAGGGUACGCUUUCGCGAUGUAUACCACGGAAAUCGAGGCCAGCCACGCUAUACGUUUGUUCAACAACUACAUGAUAAGACCGUCGUGGCAAUUGGGUGUAUGCCCAUCGAUCAACAACUGCCGCAUAUUCAUAUCUCGAAUCCCGCCAACGACGCCCUCCGACGAGAUCGUGCGUCUGCUGUACGCGCUAACGGACGAGGUUCAGGAAGUUCGCAUCCGUCGAUCGGCCGCUUCCUGCGCCGCUAUAGUCGAGUAUCGGUCGCACCGCGGCGCCGCUAUGGCUCGAAAGGCCUUGGUAGCGGCAGCGGCGGCCGCUUGGGGUUGCGGCGCGCGCCCUGCGGUUGAUUGGUCGUUGCCGCAAUCGCCGCAGUUGUUGCGGCAGUACCGCGAGAUCGGCCGCUGGAGCCCCGAGCGCGGUGUUGAGCUGGUGCGCACGGACGAACCGGCGGGCGCGGCCCACGGUGCCGGCGGCUCGUACACGCUAGAGCGCUGGUCCCAGGCGCGCCGCCUGCGCAUGAUCCACGAAGCGCAGCGCAACGCCGCCAUGCAACACGCGGCGCCCGCCGUCCCCGGCCCGACCGCGCCCAACGAUUGGUCCAGUCAACUGUACGACAUGGACUCCCUCGUGUCUUCCAUGUCGUCUCUGAGCAUGCCGGGGCUUCGCCCGGGCGUGUGGGGCGCUCCGGAUCCGCCCGCACAGGGGACCGCAGCUCCGCCCCGUGACUUUAACCCCUGGACAGCUAAACAUCCGAUGGAGGAGUUCAUACUGCCUCCUAAGGAUCAGGAGUAACUUUGUGUCGGGUAGACAGUAUACUCUUCAAUAUAGUCUACAUAUGUUUGGUCAGUUUGCGGCUGCGAUCAAAAAUAUACUAGAUAUUCUGGCAGUCAUAAAUGUGUCUGUUAAAAAUUCCUACCUAAUUUAAUUAGUUUGCUGGUUAGAAAGCCAAAGUAUUAACGUCCGAAAAGCCAAUAAAAGUGAUAUAUAUAUAUGUAUAUACUUAUGAUAACUCAGAACUCUGACUUAUAAUAACAUAUUUAUUAUAAGUUUCUGUGUAUACCUACAUAUUUUUUAAUAACAGAUAAUUUAACAGUAUACUAAAUUAGCAGGACUAAAAGUGGUCUUCUGUCUUUUUCUUAAUGCUUCCGUUUGAAAACUCUACUUUUAGACCUGUCAAUUUAGAUACAUUUUGUACAUAGAAUUUGUUCUAUUGCCAGAUUGUAUAUGGGACUGCAUAUCUAGUGUAUUAUUGAUCGACGAGUUACGUUACGUAUAUAAUAUUUUCGUGAUAUUUUAGUUCCGCGUCUUGUCCGCAUUUGGUAUGGGGUACUGCUCGUUUCCGUCACGGUCUAGCAUAAAAUAUCCUUUAGGUAACGACCUAUAAGUUAACAUCCAUAUAUUUUUUGUAGACAUAUUGGAGGUAUGUUAUUGCCCAUUUUUACUUAUACUAUUUGUUUUGUUUAUUUUUUGUGUUCAAUGGCGUAGCUAGCUAGCCAGGGUGUCACCCAUGUGCAUGACGAUUGUGUUGU